AUGGAUCAAGGACCAAGGUGCGGUCGCGAUGUGGGCAACGAUCCCGACCGCGUAGCGACAAUGUACGGCGAACUUGGCAACAAGCUGGUCCAACACGCCAAACGAACCCAAUCCCUCGUCCACCUGCCACCCUACCAAACCGAGCUCGCGCGCGCCGUCACCCGCGAAGUCCGCGACCUCGACCGCGAUGUAGCACGGCUCCUCGACCCCUUCGAGGGCGCAUUCAACCCAUCCGCCGACCCGGCCGUGGCAUGCGCCCUGCUAGUGGACCAUCUGUGCAUGCGCCGCAACAAACGCUGUCUACUGGCGUAUCACCGCGUACGCACCGAGAAGCUGGAGGAGCUGUGCUGGAAGGGCGUGGACGUGCUGGAGCAGCAGCAGCCCAGCGACGCAUCCGAGGACAACAGCCGCGGCCAGGCUAUGCAGGGUGGUGGUAGUAUGGGAUCGGCGGCGGCGCUCGGUGGGCAUAGCUCGCUGAGUCCCGAGGAGGAGGAGUAUUUUCGGCAGUAUGGCGAUAUGCUGGCGACGUAUAAGGGGCAGUGGACGGAUAUCGAUUUGACGGGGACGUUGGAGCCGCCGAAGGAAUUGUUUAUUGAUGUUCGCGUGUUGAAGGAUGCGGGGGAGAUUCAGACGGAAUAUGGCGUGAUCAAUUUGACCAAGAACAGCCAGCUCUAUGUCCGCCAAGGCGAUGUCGAGCGGUUGAUUGCUCAGGGUUUCCUCGAGCGAUUAAGCUGA
This is a messenger RNA of Penicillium alfredii, 735 nucleotides long. Its product is annotated as DNA replication protein PSF1. Lineage: Eukaryota; Fungi; Ascomycota; Eurotiomycetes; Eurotiales; Aspergillaceae. Gene Ontology annotation, cellular component: GINS complex. The transcript has 3 exons. The record is from RefSeq and is a predicted model, not a curated record. Gene Ontology annotation, biological process: DNA strand elongation involved in mitotic DNA replication; DNA replication. Bases 1 to 735 code for a protein of 244 amino acids.